Molecule: messenger RNA, 501 nt
Organism: Opisthorchis viverrini
Lineage: Eukaryota; Metazoa; Platyhelminthes; Trematoda; Opisthorchiida; Opisthorchiidae
Exons: 3
Source: RefSeq, a predicted model, not a curated record
AUGCAAACGGGCGCCUUAAAGAUCGGGUGCACCACUGCGACACGUUGGAGCAUGCCAUUCAAAAGGUGUCCCGGCACACCGAGUGGCUCAUGCGGGAGUUUGAGAUGCAUACGUCGUACCACUGCGACAGGCGGCAAAACACGUGAAAAAAGUGCGAAUCCAAUACUCACAGAAGUUAUUUUCAGUGCACAUCAGUUCAGAUGCGUUCGGUCAAGUUUGAAGGCCUUGAGAGAACUGAGAAUAGCACCGUUUGCUAAUUCAGGGAGGAUGUCGGAUAACUUUCGACCUACACAAAGUUUGAAUAAUCGAUCGGUGAGGACAAACAUACAGUUUGCCGAACAGCCUAUAGUCAAGUUAUGUAACACGUCUUUACAGUUGAAGGCCUUGAGAGAACUGAGAAUAGCACCGUUUGCUAAUUCAGGGAGGAUGUCGGAUAACUUUCGACCUACACAAAGUUUGAAUAAUCGAUCGGUGAGGACAAACAUACAGUUUGCCGAACAG